UUCACACUAACCAAGCCAUUUAAUGAGUGUGAGACUGUGAAACCUGAUGAGGUAUCACUAGUCAAAGCAGAAAAAGUUCUCUGCUCUUCUGAAGACCAGCAAUGGACCCAUCAGGCACUCUUACUAAAGUCAUCAACCGAACACUCUGGUAAGGCCUUGACAAAAGACAAUGAAUUUGUCAGUGUUUCGGGAAAACUUGCAGUUGUGAAGGAUGAUGAUGCUGACAUUUCAGAUCGUUUUAAUAAAUCUGUUACUGUGUCUUCUAUACCCGAGGAGCUGGACUCUGGUUUAGAUGACCUAUCUGUAAAAUCUCAGGACACCACAGUUAUGGAGACACUUUCAAAUGAUUUCAGUAUGGACAAUAUUAGUGAUAGUGGUGCAUCAAAUGAAACUAUUAAUACCUUACAUGAACAUUCUCUUGGUGACUUCUCACAGCCACAAACCCCUUUACAUGAGAAUGAUUACCCAGGAGAGGGAGUGUCCAAAUCAUUUAGUGAUCAAGGCUUUUAUUCACCAUCUUCUAUGCUGCAUGACUCUAUUGUUUCUGAGGAUCCAAUAGAAUAUCAGGCUGGUAUGUUGGUACAAAAUGUAAUUCAACAAGCUCUUGCUGAAAAAGCUGGGAUAAGAGACUACAGUAUACAAGAGCAUCCAGCAGUGCCCAACAAUGAAAGGAGGGAGGACUUCAAUGAACAGAAGGACAUAGCAGGAGAUGAUCCAAGGCCAUUAACUCCACAGAGUCAAGAUGAGACCGUAUUUGAGCCACCUCAAGUUUCUUCACCAGUGCAAGAAACAAGAGGUACUGCAGUGACGGCAAAGGCUUCAGAGCAAGAGCCUCAAACUAGACAACACAGAGUCCCAGAACCUUUGUCUAUACCUCCAGUAACUGAUGAAGAUCCCAUUGAAGAAAUUAGGCAGGAGAGUUACUUUAGCAAGUAUUCCCAAGCUGCUGAACUUAGAAGCACUGCAUCCAUUUUGGCAACACAAGAACCUGAGGUAACAGUUGGCCCUUUCAAACUUAGAUCAAAGAAGCAGAGAACACUGUCAAUGAUUGAAGAGGAGAUCAGAGCUGCACAGGAGAGGGAGCAGGAGUUGAAGAAGCAGAGACAAAGGCAAAGCUUGGAAAGUCCAACAAGUCCAUUAAGUAAGAAUGUACCUGUAAUGCCAACAAGAACAGCCUUCUACAGAACAGCCCCAGGCAAAAUUGAGAAAGUAAGAACUUCAUCUACUUCAUCUACAUCAAAAGCGGAAUGUUCCCCCACACAAUCUGAAGUUCUGCUAGAAGAUGCCACUGCCUCCCAGCGUCCUAAAAACCUCAUGCAAACACUUAUGGAUGAUUUUGAGACUCACAAAAGCAAGAGGCGUGAACGAAUGGAUGACUCUACUUACACCAGUAAAUUACUGUCUUACAGAGUUACUACUGAGGUUCUUGAAGCAGUAAGGGUGGGCCGUAGAAAAAGUGCCCAGGCAUUGCGGUGGGAAGCCGGGAUAUAUGCUAAUCGUGAAGAAGACGAAUAA
Staurois parvus is the source of this 1515-nucleotide messenger RNA. Lineage: Eukaryota; Metazoa; Chordata; Amphibia; Anura; Ranidae. The record is from the annotation of a GenBank genome assembly.